Molecule: messenger RNA, 3323 nt
Organism: Rattus rattus (black rat)
Lineage: Eukaryota; Metazoa; Chordata; Mammalia; Rodentia; Muridae
Product: protocadherin alpha-7
Exons: 1
Coding region: 882-3278 (798 amino acids)
Biological process (GO): homophilic cell-cell adhesion
Cellular component (GO): plasma membrane
Molecular function (GO): calcium ion binding
Source: RefSeq, a predicted model, not a curated record
ACAUGUAAUUAUUUUACUUGCAUCUGGGAACAGUGGUGUGAAACAUUUAAGAAACUACACUUGUUAAACUAACUCCCCAAAGAUAAAAUAUUCAAAGACUUAAUUAAAGAAUUGUAGAAAAUAAGAUGGGUCAGCACUAAUAUUUAGCUAAUGAAAUGGGUUUAUAAUAUGAAGAAAGAACCUACAUGAUAUUGAAGACUGAAAACAAGCAUGUAAUCAUAUAAACAAGGUUUUGGAAGGAAAGAAUAAGUAAACAUGAGAACCACAAACUUAUUAAUCUUAUAAAGAGAAAUUCACAAUAUUUGUUUCUUAAGAAGCUACUUUAAUACACAAUCUUGUCUCAAAGAUUCCCAUCCAACUCCCAUCUUUCUAGAUCUCCAUCCAAUAAAAAUAUAUGAAAUUUUAUUACCUCUUCGCCUUCUCGACAUUAAAAUUAUUUACUAAGUUUGUCUUAAAGAGAUCCUUUUAGGUUUGUUUGUAUUUUAAAACAGUGUAGGAAAACUGCUUUUCUAAUACAGAGCGAAACUUAUGGUCAAAAUUAAAUAAUUAAAAGCUGUUAAACAUUAAAAAUACCACGAAGACGCCUGAGAAAUGUUGCUCUACAUGUUUACAACGGAGAACAUAAUUUGAAUUUAAAAUGCACGUUUCAAUGCAUAACUGUAAAUUUUGUAAAUCUACUUACUUCUUGGGCCACAUGAUGUCGCUCUUAGCCACUAAAUAGUCACAAAGCGAGACCAUUUUCCAUUAGAAAGAAUCCACUGGGCUUCACUCUUCAGUUUGCUCCACAAUGGCCAGCAUCUCGGGACUGGAAUGAAGGAAUAAAAAGUCUCCAGAAUUUGAGGUAACUGUCGCGCAUGAGAAGAAAACGUCAGUAAUUUGAAAUGGUAAACCUGAGAGGAUACAACUGGAAAAGCCAACAAUUGCUCCUCCUCCUGAUAAUUCUGGCAGUCUGGGAGGCAGGGAACAGUCAGCUCCACUACUCUGUUCCCGAGGAAGCCAAACACGGCACCUUCGUGGGACGCAUCGCGCAGGACCUGGGGCUGGAGUUGGCGGAGCUGGUGCCCCGCCUGUUCAGGGUGGCGUCCAAGGACCGCGGGGACCUUCUGGAGGUAAAUCUGCAGAAUGGUAUUUUGUUUGUGAAUUCUCGGAUCGAUCGGGAGGAGCUGUGCGGGAGGAGCGCGGAGUGCAGCAUCCACCUGGAGGUGAUCGUGGACAGGCCGCUGCAGGUUUUCCACGUGGAGGUAGAGGUGAGGGACAUUAAUGAUAAUCCUCCAUUGUUCCCAACGACACAAAAGACUCUGUUUAUUCUAGAGUCCAGACUGCUCGACUCGCGGUUUCCACUAGAGGGCGCGUCAGAUGCAGAUGUCGGUUCCAAUGCCCUGCUGACUUACAGACUGAGCACCAAUGAACAUUUCUCUCUGGAUGUACCGCCCAACCACGAGCAGGUGAAACCUCUUGGGCUCGUUUUGCGGAAACCUUUAGACAGAGAAGAAGCUGCAGAGAUGCGCUUAUUGCUCACGGCUACGGACGGAGGCAAACCAGAGCUGACCGGCACCGUUCAGUUACUCAUCACAGUGCUGGAUGUCAAUGACAACGCUCCAGCUUUUGACAGAUCUCUGUAUACCGUGAAAUUACCAGAAAACGUUCCAAACGGGACAUUAGUAAUCAAAGUCAAUGCUUCAGAUUUGGACGAAGGCGUCAAUGGGGAAGUUAUGUACUCAUUUUCUAGUGAUGUUUCUUCAGAUAUAAAAUCCAAGUUUCACGUGGAUGCUGUGAGUGGAGAGAUUACAGUUAUCGGAAUUAUUGAUUUUGAAGAGUGCAAAGCUUACAAGAUUCCAUUAGAGGCACGUGAUAAAGGGUUCCCACAACUGCCAGGACACUGUACUGUUCUUGUGGAAGUUGUAGAUGCUAAUGACAAUGCCCCAGAGUUGACUAUCAGUUCCUUGUCUCUCCCAGUAUCUGAGGACAGUCAACCUGGAAGAGUCGUCACCUUAAUUAGCGUAUUUGAUCGUGAUUCUGGCACCAACGGGCAGGUGACCUGCUCCCUGAAUCCUCACAUUCCCUUCAAGCUGGUGUCCACAUUCAAGAAUUACUAUUCACUCGUGCUGGACAGUGCCCUGGACCGAGAGACUAUCUCUAACUACGAUGUGGUGGUGACUGCCCGUGACGGGGGCUCGCCCUCCCUGUGGGCCACUGCCAGUGUGUCAGUAGAGGUGGCUGACGUGAAUGACAAUGCUCCUGCAUUCGCGCAGCCCGAAUACACGGUGUUUGUGAAAGAGAACAACCCUCCUGGAGCGCACAUCUUCACGGUGUCUGCGGAGGAUGCGGAUGCACAGGAGAACGCGCUGGUGUCCUACUCGCUGGUGGAGCGGCGGGUGGGUGAGCGCUUGCUGUCGAGCUAUGUAUCCGUGCACUCGGAGAGCGGCAAGGUGUUCGCACUGCAACCCCUGGACCAUGAGGAGCUGGAGCUGCUGCAGUUCCAGGUGAAUGCGAAGGAUGCUGGCGUGCCUGCCCUGGGUAGUAAUGUGACUCUGCAGGUGUUUGUGCUGGAUGAGAAUGACAAUGCACCCACGCUACUGGGGCCUUUAGCUAACGGGGCUGGUGGCACAAUGAGUGAGGUAGUAUCUCGGGCUCUGGUGCCUGGUCAGGUUGUGGCGAAAGUGCGUGCAGUAGAUGAGGACUCUGGCUACAAUGCAUGGUUGUCCUAUGAACUGCAGCCGGCUGCGGGUGGAGUUCGUAUUCCCUUCCGUGUCGGCCUGUACACAGGAGAAAUCAGCACGACACGUGCACUGGAGGAGACAGAUGCAUUGCGGCAGUGCUUGUUAGUGUUGGUGAAGGAUCACGGAGAACCUUCUCUGACUGCCACAGCCACCGUGUUGCUUUCUCUGGUAGACAGUGGCCAAACACAGAAGGUCUCAACUAAGGUGUCAGUUGGAGCCUCCAGCGUGGAUCAGGGGCUAGUGGAUGUCAAUGUGUACCUGAUCAUCGCCAUCUGCGCGGUAUCUAGCCUGUUGGUGCUCACCCUGCUGCUGUACACCGCGCUGCGCUGCUCGGCGACGCCCGCAGAUGGAGCCUGUGCUCCGGGGAAGCCCAUGCUGGUGUGCUCCAGCGCGGUGGGAAGCUGGUCGUACUCGCAGCAGAGGCGACAGAGGGUGUGCUCUGGAGAGGGUCUGCCCAAGACCGACCUCAUGGCUUUCAGUCCCAGCCUACCUCAGGGUCCAAGCUCUACAGACAACGUGAGUCUUAAAUAUUUUUCUCUCCAGGAGUGGAAAAAAUAGUUUAGCUGUAUUUCAUGAUGUAACCUAUUAAUUGCAACACCAGGG